GUAGCUAUAGGUCUGCAUUCAUAAUGUACAUAUUCCCAUGUAGCUAUAGGUCUGCAUUCAUAAUGUACAUAUUCACAUGUAGCUAUAGGUCUGCAUUCAUAAUGUACAUAUUCACAUGUAGCUAUAGGUCUGCAUUAAACUAUUCUAACAGUAUAUAUUCAUAAUAUACAUAUUCACAUGUAGCUAUAGGUCUACAUUAAACUAUUCUAACAGUAUAUAUUCAUAAUGUACAUAUUCACAUGUAGCUACAGGUCUGCAUAGACGAAUGUAUUGGCUGUAAAGAAGUCAGACAAAACAUAUUUGCUCAUCUUUAAAUUAAUAAACAAUGUAGUGAAUAUUUUUCUAAACUGCGUUACCCAUUCCAGUCAGCUGACGGCGAUAUGCGACCUUCAGAUGGUGACGUCAUAUCUAGUGGACCAAACGACACCGGAAGCUGUUUCACCAACACGGAUACUGACUCAUUCAACCACCUCUUUAGCCUGGUAGCCAAAAUACAAACGAAAACAUUAAAGCUCUUUAGAUCAUUUUUGUGAAUAUUGAUCUCGGUGUUUUUUCAAUUCUCUUUAUUAUCUAUUUAACUUAAAGUAAUUUGCUUGUUAAAUGUACAAAUGUGUUAAUUAUACUGAGUCGAGCACUAAGCUUAUCGUUAAUGCUACUAGCCCGACCAUGAACUCACUGAACGACCCUCCUGUUAAAGAAGAGGUCUGCUGGACGGAGAAAGAAGCUCUGGGGCUGAACAUUGUCAUGAAAGAAGAGAAGGAUGUUACAGUAAAUGGAGAGGAAGAAGCUUUCAGAAUUAAAGAGGAGGCCAUCAGUAUCACAUUGAAAGAAGAGGAUGAUGUUAUAGUGAAAGAAGAGACAGAACAUUUUAGAGUGAAAGAUGAAGAGGGGAUAGAGGCUGUCACAGUGGAAGAAGAGGAAGUAGAAGUUUUCAGAAUGAAAAGGGAGGAAGAGGAGGCUGUCACCUUGAAAGAAGAAGAGGAGGAUGUUUUGGGAGAUGACGGAAAGGAAGAGGAGACUGAAGAUCUGAGUAACACCAGAGAGAGACCAGACUCUCACUCUGACAGCAGAAAGAGUCCUUCAGGGGAACCAGACCCAGAGACGCCCAAACCAGGGAGACAACACCACUGCUCCCACUGUGAAAAGAGAUUUUCCCAAUCAGGGGACCUAAAACGGCAUGAGAGGAUACACACAGGGGAAAAGCCUUUCCAAUGUUCCCAGUGUGGAAAGUGUUUUAACCGCUUAAGCAACCUGAAGGCGCAUGAGAGGAUACACACACAUUAUUUCCAAUGUUCCCAGUGUGGGAAGCGUUUUGCCUGCUUAAGCAGGCUGAAGAGGCAUGAGAGGACACACACAGGGGGGAAUCCUUUCCAAUGUUCCCAGUGUGGGAAGCAUUUUACCCACUUAAGGAGCCUGACUACGCAUGAGAGGACACACACAGGGGAAAAUCCUUUCCAAUGUUCCCAGUGUGGAAAGCAUUUUACCCGCUUAAAGAGCCUGAUGACGCAUGAGAGGACACACACAGGGGAAAAGCCUUUCCAAUGUUCCCAGUGUGGGAAGUGUUUUACCCGCUUAAGGAGCCUGGAGGAGCAUGAGAGGAUACACACAGGGGAAAAUCCCUACCAAUGCUCCCUGUGUGGAAAGCGUUUUACCCGCUUAAGGAGCCUGGAGGAGCAUGAGAGGACACACACAGGGGAAAAGCCUUUCCAAUGUUCCCAGUGUGGAAAGCAUUUUACCCGCUUAAGUAGCCUGAAGAAGCAUGAAAAGAUACACACAGGGGAAAAGCCCUACCAAUGCUCCCUGUGUGGAAAGAGUUUUACCAACUUAAGACAUCUGAAUAAGCAUACAUCUACCAGUGCUCUUAUUGUGGAAAGACAUUUUCCCAGUCAGAGGACCUGAAAUCACAUGAGAGAAUAGAGAGGCUGUGUUCUGACUCGUGUUUUUGUCCUGAGAAUUGAGGUUUUUGUUUUUGCCAAAUGAAAUCCUAUUAUUUAUAUGAAAUCAUUAACAAAAUAGACCUACUUUUGUUUAAAUGUUUAUCUGGAGACCUGAGCCCUGAUCUAAAAUCAGAUGAAACACAAUUUGGAGUUUUGUUUUGAUUAUAGACUUUAAUGGAUACAACUGUAAACCCUCUGUUGUUCAUUAUAAUUUGGGGAUAUUAUUAUAUAGAUUAAUGGAGUUUUGGAUUUCUUGAUUCUAAUGUUGAUCCUCUUGAAUGUGAUGUGAUCUGGCUGUAUUACACGAUUUAGAUAUUGCACCAUGCAAAUUAUUGAAUAAAUUAAUAGAAUGAGCAUUUCUUGAUUUUGAACUUUGAAACCUCUUGAAAUUUAGUAAUUUUGUUCAUUUGUUUACUAGACACGUCAAGAUAAAGGACAAUGACAAUGUGGUGGUGUUUUUUAUAACAACAUGGAUAAGUUGUUGACAUGAAAAACGUGAAUGUUCCCAUCCACUAUGUAGAUGCAGUAUAGAGCUAAUUGUUGACAUGAAAAACAUUAAUGUUCCCAUCCACUAUGUAGAUGCAGUAUAGAGUUGUUUAUUUUGAUAUUAUCUGUUGACUGAAUAAAUCAGAGCUAGUUGUU
Molecule: messenger RNA, 2579 nt
Organism: Oncorhynchus gorbuscha (pink salmon)
Lineage: Eukaryota; Metazoa; Chordata; Actinopteri; Salmoniformes; Salmonidae
Product: zinc finger protein 501-like
Exons: 2
Coding region: 601-1899 (432 amino acids)
Biological process (GO): negative regulation of transcription by RNA polymerase II; regulation of immune system process; regulation of cytokine production
Source: RefSeq, a predicted model, not a curated record